Messenger RNA from Fragaria vesca subsp. vesca, 702 nucleotides. Its product is annotated as RING-H2 finger protein ATL5-like. The coding region runs from base 1 to 702 and encodes 233 amino acids. The transcript has a single exon. Lineage: Eukaryota; Viridiplantae; Streptophyta; Magnoliopsida; Rosales; Rosaceae. The record is from RefSeq and is a predicted model, not a curated record.
AUGGAUAACAAUCAAAAACCCGCCAACUACGCCCUCAACGGCAAGAUCAUGCUCUGCUCCGUCAUCAUUCUCUUUGUCGUCGUCUUCGUCGUCGCCUGCUUCCACAGUUCCUUCCGCCUCUGCUUCCACCGCAACCAUCCCCGCCGCCGCCGUCGCCGGAGUCGACUCAUCUUCUCUCGAAAUAAUAUCAUCUCCCCCACGACCAGCAACAACGUAUCUCGGAAGGGCUUGGAUCUCUCGAUUCUCAAGACGCUACCUAGCUUUGUAUACUCCAUGUCAGCAGCUCACGACCCGCUGCUAGAGUGCGCCGUGUGUCUGUCGGUGUUCGAGGACGGAGAACGUGGUCGUGUGUUGCCCAACUGUAAGCACGCGUUUCAUAUAGAAUGCAUAGACACUUGGUUCCAGUCAAACUCGAAUUGUCCGCUUUGUAGAUGUCUGGUCCGGCUGGAUGUUACCGCUCCGAUGCCGGAAGUUGUGAUCACGGUGAGUGAAGAACCGGCCGGUUCGGGAAGCGAGGAAGGUGAAGACAAAAUGGGGUCGCCUUCGGUGAGGUUUUCGGUGGAGGAGUGUGGGAGGAGGCCAUUGGAUCUAGUGGGGAUGGCGAUGGAGGAUAGGGUAAGGGAUUUUCGGUGGCCGCAAAGUUAUGGGGGGAAAUGUUCUGGAGAUCAGAUUGUAUCGAUGAAGAGGAUUUGGAGCAUAUAG